AUGAGCCCCUCUGCCAUCGAUACCGCGCCUGCCGCCGGCGGCGUGACCAAGGCGACAAAGAACAACAUUGGCAUCUUCACAAACCCCAAGCACGAUCUAUGGAUCGCUGACGCCGCUCCUUCGCUGGAGAGCGUGCAGAAGGGAGAGGACCUCAAGCCGGGACAGGUCACCAUUGCCAUCAGGAGUACUGGCAUCUGCGGAUCUGAUGUCCACUUCUGGCACGCCGGCUGCAUUGGCCCCAUGAUCGUAAACGGAGAUCACAUUCUCGGUCAUGAGUCCGCGGGCGAGAUUAUCGCCGUUCACCCCGAUGUGACGAGCCUCAAGGUGGGCGACCGCGUCGCCGUCGAGCCCCAGGUCAUCUGCAACGCCUGCGAGCCGUGCCUGACAGGCCGCUACAACGGCUGCGAGGCCGUCGACUUCCUCUCCACCCCGCCCGUCCCGGGUCUGCUGCGGCGGUACGUGAAUCACCCGGCCGUGUGGUGCCACAAGAUCGGCAACAUGUCCUACGAGAACGGCGCCAUGCUCGAGCCCCUCAGCGUCGCCCUCGCCGGCAUGCAGCGCGCCCACAUCACCAUCGGCGACCCGGUGCUGAUCUGCGGCGCCGGCCCCAUCGGCCUCAUCACCCUGCUGUGCGUCAAGGCCGCCGGCGCGUGCCCCAUCGUCAUCACCGACAUCGACGAGGGCCGCCUGGCCUUCGCCAAGGAGGUGUGCCCCUCGGUGAUCACGCACAAGGUCGAGCGGGCGGGGCCCGAGGACGCCGCCAAGGCUGUCGUGAAAUCGUUCGGCGGCGUCGAGCCGGCCGUGGCGAUCGAGUGCACGGGCGUCGAGAGCAGCAUCAACGCGGCCAUCUGGGCGGUCAAGUUCGGCGGCAAGGUGUUUGUCAUUGGCGUCGGCCGCAACCAGAUCAACAUGGAGUUCAUGCGCGCCAGCGUCCGCGAGGUCGACCUGCAGUUCCAGUACCGCUACUCCAACACCUGGCCGCGCGCCAUCCGCCUGGUCGAGAACGGCGUCAUCGACAUGUCCAAGCUCGUCACGCACCGCUUCCAGCUCGAGGAUGCGCUCAAGGCCUUUGACACGGCCGCGGACCCCAAGACGGGCGCCAUCAAGGUCCAGAUCCAGAGCCUGGAUUGA
This is a messenger RNA of Phaeoacremonium minimum UCRPA7, 1131 nucleotides long. Its product is annotated as putative sorbitol dehydrogenase protein. The transcript is spliced from 2 exons. Gene Ontology annotation, biological process: D-sorbitol catabolic process. Gene Ontology annotation, molecular function: L-iditol 2-dehydrogenase (NAD+) activity. Lineage: Eukaryota; Fungi; Ascomycota; Sordariomycetes; Togniniales; Togniniaceae. The record is from RefSeq and is a predicted model, not a curated record. The coding region runs from base 1 to 1131 and encodes 376 amino acids.